AUGGUUGAUUUUUGCAUAUCUCUGUCAUCGUCUAUUUCAGCUCUUUUUCAUCUAUUUUCACGACGCUUUCAUCUGCUUCUGCUACUUUUGACCGGUUUCUGUUUAACAUCAUUUAUGAGGGGAAAUCUCGGUGUUACAAUGACAUGUAUGGUCAACUCAACAGCAGUUGCACUAAAAGCUAUUCAGGAUAGUGUUGAAUCAAAUAAAACAAUAGCAAUUUUGAACAUCCCAGAGCAGUGCCGUCAAGAAGAUACUCCUAAAAGUGGUCUAAACGAUUAUGGGGGUACUAUAGAAUGGAAUGUUAAACGUCAAAAAGAAAUGUUUAAAGGAACAUUUUGGGGUAGUCUAAUAACAGUGUUGAUCUCUGGUUAUAUCGCCGAUCGAACAUCACCAAAAUGGUUAUUUCAAAUCGCAUUUACUAUCUAUGUGGUGACAACAGUGGUAUUUCCGUUCCUUGUAAAUCACGUAGGAUUUGAAGCUGCUUUCGCUUCACGUGUUCUUAUGGGCAUUGGUGAAGGUGCUGUAUUUCCAGCGAUUACUGCUCUAAUAGCUAAAUGGUAUCCAGCCGUCGAACGCAGUACAGCGGCAUCAUUUUCUACGGCGGGUAAUCAGUUGGCCGGAGUUCUUGGGUCUCCAUUUGCUGCAGCUCUUUGUGCAUCUGCAUGGCAAUGGCCAUCUGUUUUCUAUUCUUGUGGUGAGUUUCAAAGAAUUAUUGGUGCGAUAUGGUCUAUCUUGUGGUGUUUCACUGUUUCCGACACGCCAUCAAUGUGCAAAUAUAUGAGCCCAAACGAGAGGAAGUAUCUACAAUUAUGCGCUGCAGUUAAAAAAUCAGAAAUAAAAGAAGAUGUAAAAAUUCCAUGGAAAGCAAUUUUAACCUCUUUUCCUGUAUGGUCAGUUCUUAUUGGACAGCUUUCCACAAAUUUCAUUUCUGUAUUGAUGCAAUCUUAUAUUCCAACUUACUACAAAGAAGUUUUAUACAUGAAACUGAAAGAUAAUGGAUUUUAUUCUUCACUGCCAAAUAUAUUUUUAUGCGGUGCUAAAGUUUUGUGGGGUAUUGCGAUGGAUGCUCUACGAAGAAAAGGCAUCUGCUCUCCAACAGCCACCUGUAAACUGUCGCAGUGGUUCUCAAAUAUUACAUUGACAGUUGUAUUUUUGUGUUUGGCUUUCUUUGUUGAUUGUACUCGAAGUACUUUUGGAGUAGUACUAAUGUGUGGUUUCGGAAUUGGAUAUUCGGCGUCAGUUUCCGGGACAUUCACCAGUCUCCUUAGCUUAGCGCCAAACUUUACUGGAACAAUUUCUUCGCUUGCAAUGCUCUUUGGAAUAGUCGGGCGUCUUUUGGCUCCAGACCUUGUCGGACUUAUUAGAGUUUACGGUACUAUUAAAGAAUGGAGGUUGAUAUAUAUAACUUUAGCAGUUGUCUCCAUGAUUUGUUGCAUUCAAUUUGGUAUUUUCGGUUCAGCCGAAAUUCAGCCGUGGGCCACACAGGCGUCCCCUAAGGGUGCUGAGCAAGAAAAGUUACUUGAAGAGAAACUAACGCCUGGAAAGUUUUCAAAAGAGGACGAAAAUCUAAAGUCGAUCAGUGCCGAGAAGAGUACGGAAGAAUUAGUUGGAGAGUUUGUAAAUGGUAGGAGAAAUGAGGCGUACUAA
Enterobius vermicularis (human pinworm) is the source of this 1647-nucleotide messenger RNA. The record is from the annotation of a GenBank genome assembly. Lineage: Eukaryota; Metazoa; Nematoda; Chromadorea; Rhabditida; Oxyuridae.